UCGAGUUUGUCUUCCUGGACCUGACGUCUCUAAAAUCAGUGAGACACUUUGCACAGACGUUUAAAAACAGAGGUCUCCCGCUGCACGUGCUGGUCAACAACGCUGGAACCAUGAUGGUCCCCGAGAUGAAGACGGAGGACGGCUUUGAGUUCCACUUCGGGCUCAACUACCUGGGCCACUUCCUGCUGACCAACCUGCUGCUGGACACGCUGAAGCAGUCGGGACGCCGCGGACGCUGCUCCAGGAUCGUCAACAUGUCCUCUGCCACUCACUACGCCGGAGUCCUGCACAUGCACGACCUAAACAGACG
Messenger RNA from Plectropomus leopardus (leopard coralgrouper), 310 nucleotides. The record is from RefSeq and is a predicted model, not a curated record. NCBI's taxonomy places the organism in Eukaryota, Metazoa, Chordata, Actinopteri, Perciformes, Serranidae.